AUGACCGGUUCACCAUUCUUGUCGCUUCAGAAUGAAUUCUAUAUACUCCAUUUGUUGUACCAUCGAAAUAAAAACCAGCAUAGAGCGCUGUGCUGGUGGAAGUACUUGAACAUGAUGCAUCGCCAUUUGAGAAGCAUCUUAAAGUUGCAUGGCUCAAAUUCGCCGGAGGUGGUCAGGGCAGUCCAAGAUUUCCAGAGAAGGAAGAUAUUGGACAAAUCGUAUUGGGAGUUUAACAGUAUUGUUGCCUUGGGUCAAUUUGUCGCUUUGGGUAUGACUCUUGUCGGGUUGGUUGCUAGGGUGUGGGUGAUUUUAGAUGAGAUAAGUCCGCGGGACAUGGUUGGGUUAGCUGACGGGCCGGCUAUAGCUUCGGUUUCUGCUUCUAAAGCCAAUGCAGCUGCUGGAAUUGGCAAGAACUUCCAAGGACCUCAGCUUCAGUCAAAUGUAGAAGUUGAUUUUGGGGAAGAGCUAACGGUUUCUGAUUCGCUGAUACUACUGGAACCAGUAGCGCCGGCUCCUUCGAAACGGGCACAUGAGCUUGACGAAUUUAGUGGUCCAGUCAAAAAGAAGUUGAAGCCAAGGGAGAAGAAGAAAAAGAAGAAGAAGAGAAAUGAAAUGGACGACAUUUUUGGGUGA
Molecule: messenger RNA, 633 nt
Organism: Dujonia railenensis
Lineage: Eukaryota; Fungi; Ascomycota; Pichiomycetes; Serinales; Debaryomycetaceae
Source: the annotation of a GenBank genome assembly